This is a messenger RNA of Echinostoma caproni, 669 nucleotides long. The record is from the annotation of a GenBank genome assembly. NCBI's taxonomy places the organism in Eukaryota, Metazoa, Platyhelminthes, Trematoda, Plagiorchiida, Echinostomatidae.
AUGCUGCAAGACUGCGUGUCGCCGAGUUCCGUUCUGGAAGUAGACGGUCAGGAAUUAGCUGAAGUUGGCUGCUUCUCGUACUUGGGUAGCUUUGUGACAAACGACGAUAGCGCAACAAAGGAGACAACCGCACAUAUUUCCAAGGCUCGAGUAGCGUACGCAGGACUUAAACACCUGUGGCGAGGACGUGACGUUUCACUCACAUUUGUGAGUACUUUCGAGGAUGUGGGCGUGUGGACCGUCCCGGAGGAAUUCGAGGACGUCACGGAGUUGGCGGGAAUACGGACCGACCGGGUUAGGUUGACGGCCCUUCUAUCGCUCAUCAAGAGCCGGGCGCGAACAGAGUUGGACGCUACCCGAAGAGGUUCGGAGAUAACGUGGGCCGCCUCAAAGGACGCCCUGAUAUCGGGCUUCGACACCCCGACCGACAGCCAGGAGGCGUUGCGGCGCCUCAAGACAGCGCAGUUCGGAGUUGGCGUGGAACUCCUUUCACAUGCCGUUUUUCUGCACAACAUACAAGAUAUGCCGCUGUAUCGACAUACGUAUUUGAUGGAUGUUCGUAAAUUAGAUCACGGUUUACUGAAAGCUACCUAUUCCAGUGAAUUUGCAUCUACAAUGGCCGUUCGAUCACCAAUACGUGGCUUCUAUAACAACAGAGGUAGACCGUAA